Molecule: messenger RNA, 622 nt
Organism: Drosophila rhopaloa
Lineage: Eukaryota; Metazoa; Arthropoda; Insecta; Diptera; Drosophilidae
Product: Golgi-associated plant pathogenesis-related protein 1
Exons: 3
Coding region: 52-564 (170 amino acids)
Cellular component (GO): extracellular region
Source: RefSeq, a predicted model, not a curated record
AUAAGUAAUUUUACUUAACUGGACCUGGGAGCUCCCCGACCCGCAAGAAAAAUGGCCAAGAGAUCAGUAGCGCCCAUACCCAAAACCCACGAGCGCACUCCAGGUCCCAGGGGUCAGGAUACCAAGGGCAACAAUGAUCUGUUCUUAAAAGAGGUCUUCAAUACCACCAAUAAAUACAGGGCAAUGCAUGGCUGCCCGGCUUUAACCAUCAAUGCUGAGCUCACUAAAUUGGCACAAGAAUGGGCUAAUCAUCUUCGUGAUGAGAACAUAAUGGCACAUCGAUCCAAUCCCAAGUAUGGCGAAAAUAUUUUCCUCUCAGGUGGAAUGGAUGUGACCGGGGAUUUACCUGUGGAAAUGUGGUAUCGGGAGAUAAAUAGCUACGACUUCAGCAAGGCUCAAUUUGCACCCACUGCAGGACAUUUCACACAGCUCAUCUGGAAGUCCUCAAAGGAAAUGGGUUCGGGUGUGGCUCGAAAAGCGGACAGAACUUGGGUGGUUUGCAAUUACAAUCCACCCGGCAAUGUUGUGGGUUUGUUCAAAGAUAAUGUGCCUCCUAAAAAGUAAUUUUUAAUUUUAACUAUCCAAAUUGCAAGAGUAAUAAAAACGCAAAACGGGUCCUGUA